Molecule: messenger RNA, 1473 nt
Organism: Parascedosporium putredinis
Lineage: Eukaryota; Fungi; Ascomycota; Sordariomycetes; Microascales; Microascaceae
Source: the annotation of a GenBank genome assembly
AUGCGCAGGUCCCUUUUCUCACUCUUGCCUCCCCGCAAACCCGCCCAAAAGCAGGCGCUCACCUUGGCGCAGCUGUCGGCUUACGAUGACAUCCUGACCGAUGCGCUGGUAGAUCACGUCUUUUACUGGACGACGAUUCCUAAGAACAGGCCGUCGUACCACCCUCUCGCGGAGGCGGAGGAACGGCUUAUUCAAACCGACGGGCUUCGCAAGUUCCUCGCAUCCCUCAAGACCGACAAGGAGAAGGACGAUUUCCGGAAACACCUCCGUCGCUAUUUGAGCAUCUACUCCCCAGACUGCGCCUUUGAAGUCUGCUCGACGAACCGGUACACCAUUACGACGCACGAAGCCUGCAUCGCGGCACGACGAGCGAUCCGGAAAGACGAGACCAUCAAGUACCUUACCGGUAUCCAGGUCGCCAUUACCCCCAAGGAGGAGGAAGAGAUUUCUCGUCGAAAGAAGGAUUUCAGCAUUGUCGUGAGCUCCCGUAGCAAGAGCACGAGCUUGUUUAUGGGACCAGCCCGCUGGUAUGGAGGUGGUCGCCACGAGGACAUUGCCGUCGGCGAAGAGAUUACCGUGACGUAUGGCGACAGCUAUUUUGGCGAGGACAACUGCGAAUGUCUCUGCAAGACCUGCGAAGACUUGUUCGUAAACGGAUGGGCCCCCGCAGAUGGCCAAGCCCCUUUGGCGCUGAGCAUCGAGCGCGAUUCUACGCAGGGCUACUCGCUCCGGCGAAGGAGGAGAGACGAAAGCAGCUGCUCGAGGUCCCGAACGCCUUCAUUGACGCCAGACAUACGACCCCGCAUCUCCAAGGCCCGAUCUCGAAGCUCUCGUUUCGACUUAGCCGCAGGCUCACCCCUGGAGGAGCCCGUCUCCGUUGGCACCAAGCGGCCGCGCGGACUACUAGCGACCCCACCUUUUACGCCUUCCGACGAUUCCACGGAUCAGUCCGUAAGGAGCAGUUCGCUUCCCAGCGCCACCGAUGGGUCGACGCCGUUGACGGAUAUCUCGUCGCCUCCGAAGCUUUGCUCCUCUACGUUGGAGGCUAACCCGCUAGACAAGGCUACGGAUCCGGAUGCGCAGUUGAAGCAGGAAGAUGCGGACGAGGCUCAAAGGUCAGAACCCGAGACGGCCUGGAUCCACUGCACGAUAUGCAAUGCGGCUUUUGUCCAGUACAACGCGUAUUACACGCGGAGCGCCUGUCCGCGAUGCGAGCGCCAUUCCAAGCUGUAUGGCUACGUUUGGCCCAAGACGGAAAAGCUUGAUAACCGUGACACAGAGGAGCGCAUCUUGGAUCACCGGACAAUCCACCGUUUCCUGGACCCCGAAUCCGAGGCGAAGGUGAGGGGAAGGAAGAGAGUAGUAUCGGAAUGUGAAUUGGGCGCUGUAGAAUCGCCCGCGGUGCAGGAGCUGGACACGAGCGGGCUUCGACGUAGUGGCCGAACGCGAAGGUCCAACUGUCUCCAGGCGUAA